Molecule: messenger RNA, 537 nt
Organism: Dichotomopilus funicola
Lineage: Eukaryota; Fungi; Ascomycota; Sordariomycetes; Sordariales; Chaetomiaceae
Exons: 2
Coding region: 1-537 (178 amino acids)
Source: RefSeq, a predicted model, not a curated record
AUGACGCGCAUAUCAGAUGCCGUAAAGCACGACCACGCGCUCAUCCAGCGCGCAUUCCAUCAACUCCGCGAAGCCGACCCGGAUGCUCGCAAGCCGGACGAGUUUGUCUGGGCCCUGGACCGGUACUUGAUUGUCGAGGACCUUGUGGUGUCGCCGGCCCUGGACAACCACAUCGCCAAGGGAAAGGAGAGGCAUCGACGGCUGUCUGAAGAUGUCGACAGCAUCAACGAAAAGCUCCGGCACAUGCAGGCCUACAAGCCAGCCGAAGCCAGCUUCGACACCUCGCUGAGCGCAAUCUGGGUCGACCUGGAACCACACAUGCGCGAAGAGACGGUCACGAGCGGAGACCUCGGGCUGCUCGAAGCUAGUCUAUCGCGCGAGGCCUCAGAGUCGCUUGGGCGGCGGUACGAGGACAUUCGGGAGCUGCUGCAGCGGCCGUAUGGGGAAGACGGGGUGCCGGACCAGAGGACGUUGACGGCAAUUUUGGAGAUGCCUCGAGAGGAGCUGAUGGUUAAGUUGGGAGUGUCGGGGGAGUAA